Carlito syrichta (Philippine tarsier) is the source of this 3882-nucleotide messenger RNA. It is a transcript of the gene ARHGAP29, whose product is annotated as Rho GTPase activating protein 29. Bases 33 to 3827 code for a protein of 1264 amino acids. Gene Ontology annotation, molecular function: GTPase activator activity. The transcript has 22 exons. NCBI's taxonomy places the organism in Eukaryota, Metazoa, Chordata, Mammalia, Primates, Tarsiidae. Gene Ontology annotation, cellular component: cytoplasm. The record is from RefSeq and is a predicted model, not a curated record. Gene Ontology annotation, biological process: activation of GTPase activity; signal transduction.
GAUUUCAGUUUUUCUGACUGUUAAAUGAAAGGAUGAUUGCUUACAAACAGAAAAAGACAAAGAAAAAGCGUGUUUGGACAUCAGGCCAACUAUCUGCAGAUGUUACAGCUUCUGAAAUGGGGCUCAAGUCCAUAAGUUCUAACUCCAUUUUUGAUCCGGAUUACAUCAAGGAGUUGGUGAAUGAUAUCAGGAAGUUCUCCCAUAUGUUACUAUAUUUGAAAGAAGCUAUCUUUUCAGAUCGUUUUAAAGAAAUAAUUCAUAUACGUCUGGACGAACUUCUCCGUGUUUUAAAGUCUAUAAUGAAUAAACAUCAGAACCUCAAUUCCAUUGAUCUUCAAAAUGCUGCAGAAAUGCUUACUGCGAAAGUGAAAGCUGUGAACUUCACGGAAGUCAAUGAAGAAAACAAAAACGAUCUCUUCCGAGAAGUGUUUUCUUCUAUUGAAACUUUGGCAUUUACCUUUGGGAAUAUCCUUACAAGCUUCCUUAUGGGAGAUGUAGGCAGUGAUUCAUUGUUGCGACUACCUGUUUCUCAGGAAAGUAAGUCUUUGGAAAACGUUUCUUUGGAAUCAGUGGACUCAUCCAAUGAAAAAGGAACUUUUUCUGCUCUAGAGCUAGACAGCGUGCUGUUAAAGAACACUGACUCUAUAGAGCUGGCUUUGUCAUAUGCUAAAACCUGGUCAAAAUAUACCAAGAACAUAGUUUCGUGGGUUGAAAAAAAACUUAACUUGGAAUUGGAGUCUGCUAGAAAUAUUGUAAAGUUGGCAGAGGCAACUAGAACUAACGUUGGAGCACAGGAAUUUAUGCCACUGCAGUCUCUAUUUACCAAUGCUCUUCUUAAUGAUAUAGAGAGCAGUCACCUUUUGCAACAAACAAUUGCAGCUCUCCAAGCCAACAAAUUUGUACAGCCUCUACUUGGGAGGAAAAAUGAAAUGGAAAAACAAAGAAAAGAAAUAAAAGAACUUUGGAAACAGGAACAAAAUAAAAUGUUCGAAACGGAGAAUGCUCUCAAAAAGGCAAAAGUGUUAUGCAUGCAACGUCAGGACGAAUAUGAGAAAGCAAAAUCUUCCAUGUUUCGUGCGGAGGAGGAGCACCUGUGUUCAAGUGGGGGAUUACCAAAAAAUCUUAACAAGCAACUAGAAAAAAAGCGAAGGUUGGAAGAGGAGGCUCUCCAAAAGGUAGAAGAAGCAAAUGAACUUUACAAAGUUUGUGUGACAAAUGUUGAAGAAAGACGAAAUGAUCUAGAAAAUACCAAAAGAGAAAUUUUAGCACAACUACGGACACUUGUAUUCCAGUGUGACCUUACUCUUAAAGCUGUAACAGUCAACCUCUUCCAGAUGCAGCACCUACAGGCUGCCUCCCUUGCAGACAGCCUACAGUCUCUCUGUGAUAGUGCCAAACUCUAUGAUCCAGGCCAAGAGUACAGUGAAUUUGUCAAGGCCACAAAUUCAAUGGAAGAAGAAAAAGUUGAUGGGAAUGUAAAUAAACAGUUAACAAAUAGUCCCCAAACUUCUGGAUAUGGGCCUGCUGGUUCUUUAGAGGAUGUUGGGCGCCCUUCUGACAUUUCUAAUAAAAUUGAAGAGGACAGAUGCUCCAACAGUGCAGAUAUAACAGGUCCUUCUUUUAUAAGAUCAUGGACAUUUGGAAUGUUUAGUGACUCUGAGAGUACUGGAGGCAGCAGUGAAUCUAGAUCUCUGGAUUCAGAAUCUAUAAGUCCAGGAGACUUUCAUAGAAAACUUCCACGAACUCCAUCGAGUGGAACCAUGUCCUCCGCAGAUGAUCUGGAUGAAAGAGAGCCACCUUCCCCUUCAGAAGCUGGUCCCAAUUCCCUUGGAGCAUUUAAGAAAACAUUGAUGUCCAAGGCAGCUCUCACUCACAAGUUUCGCAAAUUGCGAUCCCCCACGAAAUGUAGAGAUUGUGAAGGCAUUGUAGUGUUCCAAGGUGUUGAAUGUGAAGAGUGUCUCCUUGUUUGUCACCGAAAGUGUUUGGAAAAUUUAGUCAUCAUUUGUGGCCAUCAGAAACUUUCAGGAAAAAUACACAUAUUUGGAGCGGAAUUUACACAAGUUGCAAAAAAGGAACCAGAUGGCAUCCCUUUUAUACUCAAAAUAUGUGCCUCAGAGAUUGAAAAUAGAGCCUUGUGUCUACAGGGAAUUUAUCGUGUGUGUGGAAACAAAAUAAAAACCGAAAAGCUGUGUCAAGCUUUGGAAAAUGGAAUGCACUUGGUAGACAUUUCAGAUUUUAGUUCACAUGACAUCUGUGACGUCUUAAAAUUAUACCUUCGGCAGCUCCCGGAACCAUUUAUUUUAUUCCGGUUAUACAAGGAAUUUAUAGACCUUGCAAAAGAGAUUCAUCGUGUAAAUGAAGAACAAGAGACAAAAAAAGAUAGCUCUGAGGACAAAAAAUGGCCAAAUAUGUGUAUAGAAAUAAACCGAAUUCUUCUAAAAAGUAAGGACCUUCUACGACAGUUGCCAGCAUCAAACUUUAACAGUCUUCAUUAUCUCAUAGUACACCUUAAACGUGUAGUAGAUCAUGCAGAAGAAAACAAGAUGAACUCCAAGAACUUGGGGGUGAUAUUUGGACCAAGCCUCGUCAGGCCAAGGCCCACAGCUGCUCCUGUCACCAUCUCCUCCCUAGCAGAGUAUUCGAAUCAAGCGCGGCUGGUGGAAUUCCUCAUCACGUACUCACAGAAGAUCUUCGAUGGGUCCCUGCAGCCGCAGGAUGCUGCGUGCAGUCCAGGUGUUAUUGCACCUCAGGUCGAUCAAGGCUGUCUUUCGAAGCCUCUGUUGUCACCAGAAGAAAGAGACACAGAACAUUCCAUGAAAUCAUUAUUUUUUUCUUCAAAGGAAGAUGUUCAUAUUGCAGAUAGUGAAAGCACAAUUUUUGAACCAGCUACAUCAUUUGAGGAAUCAGAACGCAAGCAAACUUCAUUAGGAAAAUGUGACACCUGUCUCAAUAACAAAGUACAUUUGCUUUUAGACCACGAGCUUGAAUCAGCAUCCCAGAAGAUAGAAGACGUUUGUAAAUCCCCUAAGCUACUUUCUCUAAAAUCUGAUAGGGCAGCAAACAAGGUGGAGAGGCAUACUCCAAGGGCCAAGAUUAGACCUGUAAGUUUGCCUGUGGAUAGACUACUUCUGACAAGCCCUCCCAGUGAGAGAAGUUUGGGAAAUGUGAAUUUAGACAAGUUUUUCAAGAAUCCUACCUUCGAAGGAAUUAAUAGAAAAGACACCCCUACUACUGUUUGUUCCAAAUUUAAUGGCUUUGACCAGCAAACUCUACAAAAAACUCAGGACAAACAGUGUGAACAAAACAAUGUAACUGCCAAGACUGCAAUGAUUGUGCCCAACGCACUCCAGGAAAAAGGAUUAACGACAAGUGCCAGGAUUGGGGGGAGCCCGUCCAUCAGUGCCUCCCAGCCCAGUAAGCCAUUCGCAGAGCCAGUAAGGUCUGCAAGAGAGGCUUUCGAGAGGCGCUCCUCUGACUCCUGCUCGCUCGCUCCGGUCAGAGUGCCUAGAACACUACAGCCCCAACACUGGACAACAUUUUAUAAACCACCCGCUCCCACUGCCUGUGCCAGGGGUAGCGAGGAGAAACCAGCUUCUCCCUCGGCAGCACUGCCUCCCGGUGCAGCCCACGAUCCCCAGGGUUACGUGGUGAAGUCCACGCCAGACUCUGACAGAGCAGCAGCUUGUCCCAGGCAGACGACCAGUCAACCUAAGGAGAACUCUGAGGAGCAUGGCUUGCCUGAUGUGAACCCAGCAUGUCAGAGGCCACGGCUAAAACGAAUGCAGCAGUUUGAAGACCUUGAAGAUGAAGCGCCACAAUUUGUGUAGGGUUGUCACAAUUCAGGCUUUCUUUUUUUGUUGUUUUGGGGCAUUGUGUUUGUAU